This is a messenger RNA of Suncus etruscus (white-toothed pygmy shrew), 1002 nucleotides long. Its product is annotated as E3 ubiquitin-protein ligase NRDP1-like. The transcript is spliced from 2 exons. Gene Ontology annotation, biological process: protein ubiquitination. NCBI's taxonomy places the organism in Eukaryota, Metazoa, Chordata, Mammalia, Eulipotyphla, Soricidae. Gene Ontology annotation, molecular function: ubiquitin protein ligase activity. Bases 26 to 940 code for a protein of 304 amino acids. The record is from RefSeq and is a predicted model, not a curated record.
AGGACCUGGAUUUCAGUGAUGAGACAUGGGGUAUGAUGUAACCCGUUUCCAGGGGGAUGUUGAUGAAGACCUCAUGUGUCCUAUUUGCAGUGGAGUCUUGAAGGAGCCAGUGCUGCAGACGUGUCCAGUGGACCGGAGUGUUGUGACUAUUGCCCAUUUGCGCCCAGUCCCUCGGAUUAUGCAGAACAUGUUGUCCAAGUUGCAGAUUGCCUGUGACAACGCUGUGUUUGGCUGUAGUGCUGUUGUCCGGCUUGACAACCUCAUGUUUCACCUCAGAGACUGUGAGCACAACCCCAAACAGCCUGUGACCUGUGAGCAGGACUGCGGCCUGGAGAUGCCAAAAGAUGAGUUGCCAAACCACAGCUGUAUUAAUCACCUGUGUUCAGUGGUCCAGCAGCAACAGACACGGAUUGCAGAGCUGGAGAAGUCCUCAGCAGAAGAUGAACAACAGCUAGCGGAACAUAAACACCAGCUGGAGAAGCAGAAGGGAGACAUCGACCUGCUCAAGGCAUAUGUGCAUGCAAUCCGCAGUGUCAACCCCAGCCUUGAGAAUUUGGAGAAAAUAAUUGAAUACAAUGAGACUCUACAGUGGGUGAACUCCCUGCAGCCAGCCAGAGUGACCCGCUGGGGCAAGAUGAUCGCCACUCCAAAUGCGAUGCUCCAGGCUGUCAUCAAGCACUCGCUGGUGGAGAGUGGCUGUCCUGCCUCCAUCGUCAACCAGCUGAUCGAAAACGCCCAUGAGCGGAGCUGGCCCCAAGGUCUGGCCACCCUAGAGACAAGAAAGAUGAACCGCCGCUUCUAUGAGAAUUACAUAGCCAAGCGCAUCCCUGGCAAGCAGGCUGUUGUCGUGAUGGCCUGUGAGAACCAGCAUAUGGGUGACGACAUGGUACAGGAGCCUGGACUGGUCAUGAUCUUUGUUCAAGGCGUGGAAGAAAUAUAGGAGAUGCCAACAGGAAGUCAGGAAGAGAGGGAAGCCAGAAAACCCAUCCUCCAGCAGCUGAA